Eucalyptus grandis is the source of this 836-nucleotide messenger RNA. RefSeq lists its product as hypothetical. The transcript is spliced from 2 exons. Lineage: Eukaryota; Viridiplantae; Streptophyta; Magnoliopsida; Myrtales; Myrtaceae. Bases 92 to 637 code for a protein of 181 amino acids. The record is from RefSeq and is a predicted model, not a curated record.
CAGCUACUUUACAAAUUCAUACCCCUCCUCCCUCCAUUCCAUCCCUUAAUCCCAUUGAAAUUGUUGAAUCGUGGCGACUGCAGCUAAUCAAAUGGACCGGAAGAAGAAAAUAGAGAAAUUCCAAACGGUGCUGGACGAUCUGGUGAACGUGAACUCCCUCUUCACCUUCGCGAUGUUCAUCGGGAUAUCCUUCGUGAGUGCCAACCCCCACAGCCUCGUGUCUCAGAAAGAGUGCCAAACUAGCCAGGCAACGAGAAUGUUGCUUAUGCUCGACGAGGUGGUUUCCUUCGUGUGCUUCCUGCUCUCGAGCAUCGUCGCCACGGCCCUCAAGAUGCACCUCUCCACGCAGCUCUCCGAGAUCGACGACCACCACGAACCCAAACCGGGGGGGCUGCCGAUGAAAGGAUUGAGGAGCUUCAUGAUCACGGUGUCGGUGGCCAGUUCGGUCCUCGGCUGCGUCUACCUGACUCUGUCGAUGUUCAACGUGAUCCGCGUGCUCCUCGGGAAUAUCACUUGCGGAGACAGCGACACAGUUCAGGCCGCUGGGGCCUUGAUUGCCAUCAACGUCCUGGCACUGCUCGUCUAUGCGCCCUCCAUGGGGUACGCUGUCUUUCAAUCCCACUCCAUGCUCGAUUAAACAAACCGAGCUAAAUAAUCCCCAAACUAGUAUUCCAAUUCUCCGCCAAUAUCAUCAUGUGUGGAUGCGAUGGUAAUCACGGCGAUGUUCUUUUCUUUCGUUCAUUACUUGCCCCGUCGCAAUCGGAUAUUUGUGUACGUCGGCCUGCAUAAAAAUGGUUUUUAUUAACGUAAUGUUUUGAGUUGAUUCUGGGCAAAAA